UCCGGAAUACCCAUCAAGAAGUCGAAGACUCGUAGUGAUGUCAGGAGUUGGGAGUUACGAGCCACGAGAGAGAGAGAGAGAGAGAGCAACAGAAAGAAAGAAAGAAAGAGUUUGAAUGCGGCAUUGUGGUGUGGGUUGCACUUUAUUCUCUUCAAAUUCCACUCUUUGCUUUGCUGUGCCCAAAAUCUGGUUUUUUUUUUUUUUACAACAGGAAAUCCCCCCAUAACCCGGCACCUAAUAAGCUCCUUCUUUCUGGGCUUCCAUUCUAUGUUUCUACCUGUCCCUGUCCCUCUCUAAUCAUGUGUGCAUUGUCUUCUUUCUAACCAUUAAUCUUGUCCUUUCUGCAUUGCCCCUUUGAGUUUUUGUCAGCUGGGGUUGAGUUCAUUAUAUUAGAGGAUAAGAAACACACACAAAUAUCAUCUUAACCUGGAUGGACUCCUGUUUUUGGAAUGAAACCAACAAUGCCAAACAAUUUGGACUUUCUUCAUUACCUGAAAAAGAAGCAGAGGAUUCUGGGUCGCCCCCAUUUGGUAGUGAAUCCCAUUCUCCCUUGUUUUUAACUGCCAAAUGAGCUUUCUUCCUUUACACACACAAAUUGCAAGGAAAUUUCCAGUUUUCUUCUUGUUUUUUGGUUUUUGUGAAUAGCUGCAAUUGUGGUUUGAAGUGAGAAUCAGAAAGUUUUGAUCUUUCUACACUUCACUUGUAUGAAUUUCUGAAACAAUGAGAGAUGACAACUCCAAGAAAACCAAGCUUUCAUGGACCAAGACUCUGGUCAAGAAAUGGUUCAAUAUCAAGAGCAAAGCUGAUGACUUUCAUGCGGAUGAUGACUUAGUUUGUGGAGGUGUUGAUGAUGAAUGCAGUGGUAAUUUUUCAGAGAGGGAGGCAAACACUAUCAAGAAAAGCAAAACAGAGAGGUCAGGCAGAAGGAACUUUGAUCGAGUACGACAAAGUAGGAUUGACAUUGAUGCCUCUCGGGUUAUGGAUGUUAAUAACUAUAGGAUAUUUGUGGCUACAUGGAAUGUGGCUGGAAAGUCUCCACCUAGUAAUUUAAGUCUUGAUAAUUGGCUCCACACUUCGCCCCUUGCUGACAUCUAUGUUCUGGGGUUUCAAGAAAUUGUUCCCUUAAAUGCUGGGAAUGUGUUGGGCACAGAAAAUAAUGGCCCGGCUAGGAAAUGGCAAGCGCUCAUCCGGAAAACACUAAACGCUCUUCCUGGCACUAGUGGUAGUUUUCACACACCCUCCCCGGUUCCUAAUCCCAUUGUGGAACUAAAUGCUGACUUUGAGGGCUCAACAAGGGAGAGAGCCCCGUCUCUCUACCACCGUCGCUCAUUUCAAUCAUUGAGCCGUAGCUUGAGAGUGAUGGAGAAUGACGUGUCGAUGCCUCAAUCUAGAAUUGAUCAUCGGUUUAGUGUUUGUGAAAGGGAUGUAUUGGGACACAGAUCCAGUGAUUAUGAACCAAAUGGGAUUUGGGAUGCUUCAUCUGAUGAUGAAAAUUCUCCAGAUGGCUCUCUGAUUACAACAGACUAUUACCCAGUGGUAUAUAGCGGUUCUAGUUCUAUGGAGGAUCGAGACAAACGCCCUGCACAAUCCAGGUUCUGUUUAGUUGCAAGCAAGCAGAUGGUUGGGAUAUUUCUUAGCAUAUGGAUAAAAGCCGAUCUAAGGGACAAUGUUCGAAACCUGAAAGUGUCUUGUGUUGGAACAGGCUUGAUGGGCUAUCUUGGAAACAAGGGAUCAAUCUCAGUUAGCAUGUCAUUGCACCAAACAAGCUUCUGCUUUAUCUGUACCCAUUUAACUUCUGGACAGAAGGAAGGCGAUGAGCUGCGGAGGAACUCUGAUGUCAUGGAGAUUCUCAAGAAAACGAGGUUUCCAAGAGUUCAUGGCACGGGGGAUGAGGAUUCUCCUCAAACAAUCCUUGAGCACGAUCGAGUGAUAUGGCUCGGGGAUUUGAACUACCGGAUUGCUCUAUCUUACCGAACUGCAAAGACACUAGUUGAGAUGCGAAAUUGGAGGGCGUUACUAGAAAAUGAUCAGCUGAGAAUAGAGCAGAGAAAUGGCCGUGUCUUUCCUGGUUGGCAUGAAGGACAAAUAUAUUUCCCUCCUACAUAUAAAUAUUCAAGUAAUUCAGACCGAUAUGCAGGGGAUGGCUAUACACAUUCAAAAGAGAAACGAAGAACACCAGCAUGGUGUGAUCGUAUAUUAUGGUAUGGUAGUGGCCUCCAUCAAAUAUCAUACGUUCGUGGAGAGUCCAGAUUUUCGGAUCAUAGACCAGUUUGUAGCGUAUUCAUGGCAGAGGUUGAAUCCAUUAACCAUAACCGGUUCAGAAAAAGCUUGAGCUAUUCCAGCUCUAGGGUUGAGGUUGAAGAAUUGUUGCCUCGUUCACAUAUACAUGGUGGAUGGAGUUACUAUUAAGAAAGAACAUUACAUAGGAAUUGAAAGACUAAAACUGUAUUUUACAACUCGAUCUGGAAAUCUAUACUUAGGGAGCAUAAUGGGAA
Molecule: messenger RNA, 2495 nt
Organism: Ipomoea triloba (trilobed morning glory)
Lineage: Eukaryota; Viridiplantae; Streptophyta; Magnoliopsida; Solanales; Convolvulaceae
Product: type I inositol polyphosphate 5-phosphatase 4-like
Exons: 11
Coding region: 721-2409 (562 amino acids)
Biological process (GO): phosphatidylinositol dephosphorylation
Molecular function (GO): inositol-polyphosphate 5-phosphatase activity; phosphatidylinositol-4,5-bisphosphate 5-phosphatase activity; phosphatidylinositol-3,4,5-trisphosphate 5-phosphatase activity
Source: RefSeq, a predicted model, not a curated record